AUGGAUCCUCUCGCGUCGAUCAACCCAUAUGUAUCACUCAAAGAAGGGCCACAGUUGGGGCAAGUCUAUCAGAAGCUAGCUGCUGGGAGUGCCCGUUUCCUACGGUAUAAGGGAACAGAGAAAUCAACGGAAACUUAUGAACAGCUCCUUAUAUUCGAUUUUGAGGUCCAUUCAGUCAAAGACGUCAAGUCCCAAUACUCAGCCUUAUCCUACACCUGGGGUCAUCCGAUACUCGAUAACUUCAAAGAUGACUACUCGCACGCGAUAAUUUGCAGCGGCGAACGGAUGCCGAUUGGUCUAAACUUGAACGACGCCCUUCAGCAUGUUUACUUGGAGUCGGAUAUUGCACCGCCACUCUUCUGGGUAGACGCUGUCUGUAUUAACCAAAGCGAUCUCGUAGAGCGAGCCGAGCAGGUUACUCUCAUGACUAGUAUCUAUUUCAAUGCCGCUAAUAUUGUGGUGUGGUUGGGACAGAACGACGAAGACGCGCACGAGGCCCAUUCACUCUUGUCUGAGUACACGCCUGCCCUUAGAGAUAUUGCUUUGGACUUGAUCUCGGCGAAUCCUGAUUACGGCAUGGGGCCGGGAGUAGUCAACUUGUACGACGACGUGAAGCUCCAUGAAAAAUAUCAUCUCACGUCAAGAAGUAUGGAUUCAUGGACGGCGCUUGUGAGAUUCCUGUCUCGAAGGUGGUUUGCUCGCAUUUGGAUCGUGCAGGAGAUGGUAUUCAACCAGUCGCAUUUGAUCUGCUGUGGUCCCUUACGCUUCAACUGGAAAGAAUUGGAUAGUUUCGUCGGCUUCGUCUUCGGCGCACAGUGGCAUGGGAUGAACUUUCGCGGACUCGAACGAGAGACAGCGAGGAUCGCACGUAUUUUCACGUUCCAUCGUGAGAUCCAGUUAUCGGGAAGCGAAUACUUGAUCGACGACCCAAAGUUCAGUCUCCUAAGCCCUGAAGGAAAGCUAUAUGAUUUUGCACAGAACUAUCUCCUUUCAUCCGCUUUCUUGGAAGCAACAGAUCCCCGUGACAGAGUAUUUGCGUUAUCCGCAUUUGUUAACUCCUAUGCGGUUAAGGUAGAAGUCAGGCCUAUUUGGCUCAAGGCGGACUACUCUCUUGAGGCGGUGGAAGUUAUGCUGCAUACUGCACAGUUACUGCUAUGGAAGACGCGAUCCUUGAACAUGCUUUCGUAUGUUUCUGAUCUCAGCUGUCGAGCACAAUCCGACCUACCAUCUUGGAUGCCACACUUUCACGUCCCUGGAGCUGUUGCAUCCGUAGAGUCUUUGCUUGAUAUGCAUCAGGGUAGGAAGUUCCAUGCUGGUAGCUUGUCAUCGACAGUGCCCACAUUCUGUGACAUUUACCUACACAUGGACUCGGCAGACCACGAGCUAGAGGCUCAGGGGUACCUCCUAGAUACUGUUGAAGACAUUGUCCUCUUUGAGUCGGGUCUCCUUUCUAUCUUAGAGGUUUGCCUUAGCUUACCGCAUACAUACGCGAAUGGACAGUCACCGGUUGAGGCGCUCUGGCGGACUCUCAUUGCUGGAAGGACAGACACGGCAUUCCCUGCACCAGAAGAGACGGCAAGCGACUUCGCCCAAUUCGUCAAAGCCGGUCUCAUAGGAAUCGCUCUGGAUGCACUUAGGACCGAAAAUAGAGAGUUGCUAACAAGGCUUAUCGUAGUCUUGGGAGGAAUAGAAACAAGAUGCCCUCAUCCUUCAGUCCCGACGGUCGGAGAGUUCAAUGACAUAUUGAGUAAUGUUUUAGGAGAUCUCGAUGGCUGUAUCAAAAUGCUGACGGAUCUACGUUCUAAUUGCACAUAUCGGACUAUGAUCUCACCUACACAUUGGGGCCAAAAAGGCAAAGCCUUAUUUCGUAGUCAUAAAGGCUUUCUGGGAUUAUCGCCACAUUCGACUCAAACAGGGGAUGAGGUGUGGCUACUAAAGGGGGCGAGCUUGUUUCACUUGUUAAGGGGCGAUGAUGGCACAUCGGCAGGGAAGAUAUUGCUGGGAGAGGGAUAUGUUCACGGUUUUAUGGAAGGAGAAGCUUUGAGGCUAGAUGGAAUGAAUUACCGCCCCGUAAUCAUUAAGUGA
Messenger RNA from Daldinia vernicosa, 2085 nucleotides. RefSeq names its product HET-domain-containing protein. The record is from RefSeq and is a predicted model, not a curated record. Bases 1 to 2085 code for a protein of 694 amino acids. The transcript has a single exon. Lineage: Eukaryota; Fungi; Ascomycota; Sordariomycetes; Xylariales; Hypoxylaceae.